AUGGACAAAGUCACCAGCGGUCGAGUCACCAAGCCAGCCUCGACCUUUAGGUACAUCCCGGAGACGACCGCCACACAGCGAGCCUCAGGAUUUGAGUAUGUCCCGGAGACGACUGCCACACGCCGUUCAAUAGACAAUCAUCAAUAUUUUCCAGGCCUAAGCAACCCCGGCCAACCUGGUACGUACAGGCCCGAACAUGAGUCAAUCUUCGGAAGAGGAAGGCCUCCUACCCCCAAGCCGAAACUAAACUUCAUACACGCCUUCCUCUCCCUUCCCCCCGAGAUCAGGAACAGAAUCUUCCACGAAGCAGCUCCCAAGCCCUGGGCCUGGAUCCACAUCCGAGUCAUUCCCAGCUACUACACCCGCCAGAUUAGCCCCUUCGCCUCUCUACACCCUCAGAUUUCCCAGGAGUACUUCGGCUACUGGUGCAGCGAAAUAGCGUUCAUGUGGGUUAUGGAAUUCCCGCUCGUGAAAGAACCGUGGAAGGUCGUUUUUGAGGGGAUCAAAUUCGAUCCUUGGGUGGACUUCCUCGCGAAGUUUAGGGGUGAGGAUCAGGCCAGGAAUAUUAGGGUGAUACAUUUCCGGACCAGGCCCUUUGAGAUUAAGCAUAUGCUGGGGGAGGAGUACCACCCGGAAUCGCGAGAUGCGCCCCUGCAGAGAGUGGUGCGGCAGCCGAUCUUGAAGGUUGAGUAUGAGCUUCAGCAGCGGUAUGUCAAUUAUGAGGAGAUGGGGGAUGGGACGAUGAGGAGGAUUGACGAGCCAUUUGGGUCGUUUCAGGGAGUGUUGGAUGGUAUUGGUGCUGGCCAUAUGACGCGGAAGGAAAAGCUCGAUGAGAUUGCCUUUGCGGUAUCAAGGCAGAUACGGCACGAGGCAUCGGGUGCUUUUAGUGGUAGCAAGUAG
Molecule: messenger RNA, 900 nt
Organism: Fulvia fulva
Lineage: Eukaryota; Fungi; Ascomycota; Dothideomycetes; Mycosphaerellales; Mycosphaerellaceae
Exons: 2
Coding region: 1-900 (299 amino acids)
Source: RefSeq, a predicted model, not a curated record